Messenger RNA from Polistes dominula (European paper wasp), 3325 nucleotides. It is a transcript of the gene Rho1, whose product is annotated as ras-like GTP-binding protein Rho1. Gene Ontology annotation, molecular function: GTPase activity; GTP binding. Gene Ontology annotation, biological process: small GTPase-mediated signal transduction. The record is from RefSeq and is a predicted model, not a curated record. NCBI's taxonomy places the organism in Eukaryota, Metazoa, Arthropoda, Insecta, Hymenoptera, Vespidae.
GAAAGAAAAAAGACCGAGAAAAAGAAAGAAAGAAAAAUCUAAGGGAGUGCCAUGCGUUACAAAUUAACUUCAUGACGGCGAGUCUAAGCUCGAUAAUAAAAGCAAAUUUCUUUUAUUUUAUUUUCUUUUAAUUUUGAUUGGUUAACUUUAUAAAUACGACCAGCAGCAGCAGCAUUCAAGCGCACGUCACGUCAUGCACGUCACGUCACGUCACAUUUUCGAACUGACAUUCUUUGGUUAUGUCGAAGAAAAAAGAUUUCUCUUUCCAACCGAUAUAGAUGAUUAUUAGUGAAUUUUUUCAUUGAAUGAAUUCUCCUUCCUAACCUCGGGGCCUUCAAAGACCCCUGCAUCGCUAUCUUAUCCUGCCUGCCCUGUCGUACCAUGCCCCACCCUACCCCACUCCACUCCAUCAGUCCACCACUCUAUUUCAUUCCCAUUCCAUUCCGACCCACCUCGCCUUUCCUCGCACUCUCACACACACGCAGCGCCCUCACGUCCGGCUUCCCCUUCACUCUUCCCCUCUAUCUUUCGUCCUAACUCUCACCGAGCAGCGAUGCACAUCUUCCAUUCGAUGAGUGGACUAAGAUUUUUUUCCUAUAAUCAUAUCUCUACUACGAUUAGCUGCUACUCGUCAAAGAUUACAAUUGACUUUUUACCUUUAUCUAAUUUAAUAAUAACUUUUUGCUAAUUUGUUUUGUUCCUCAAGUCAAAGGCAGCAUUUCGCUAUAAUAAAAAGAGACGCUGAAAGAAAGACUAAAAACAUGGGAUGCAAUGCGGGCCGAUGCCUCGGUCCAGACGAUACGGGGUACCCUGGAUCAGGAUUCAUGGCAGCCAUUAGGAAGAAGUUAGUUAUCGUGGGGGAUGGUGCUUGUGGUAAAACAUGUUUACUCAUAGUAUUCAGCAAGGAUCAAUUCCCCGAAGUAUAUGUACCCACUGUUUUUGAGAAUUAUGUUGCUGAUAUCGAAGUGGAUGGUAAGCAGGUUGAACUGGCUCUUUGGGACACAGCUGGGCAAGAAGAUUAUGAUAGAUUACGUCCGUUAUCAUAUCCAGACACAGAUGUUAUUUUGAUGUGUUUCUCCAUUGAUAGUCCUGAUUCCCUGGAAAACAUUCCUGAGAAAUGGACACCAGAGGUGAAACAUUUCUGCCCAAAUGUGCCCAUUAUUCUUGUGGGAAAUAAAAAAGACUUGCGCAAUGAUCCCAAUACCAUCAAAGAGCUUGGAAAAAUGAAGCAAGAACCAGUCAAGCCAGAAGAAGGAAGAUCCAUGGCUGAAAAAAUCAAUGCCUUUGCAUACCUUGAAUGUUCUGCCAAGAGCAAGGAAGGAGUCAGGGAAGUUUUCGAGACAGCAACUCGAGCUGCACUUCAAGUUAAGAAGAAGAAGAAGGGAAGAUGUAGGCUUCUUUAAAAUGUAAUGUCAGAUGGGCCCAAAAAGUGGGUGAAAUUAUGGAAUUGCAAAGCUAGCUGCAAUAAAGCUAGUUGUAAUACUGGAGGCCCCCAGUGAAGACCAUAAUAUAAUAACAUCUUUUACCUUUAAUUCUUUUACAUAAUAAUCAAAUCUACAAACAUGUUCACAUCAAAGCCACUGAAUAACAAAUCUUUCAUGGUACAGGACUUCUUUAAACUAUAAUGAAAAUAUGCUUCAAGUUUGAGCGAGUGAAAGAUUGUCAUGUCAACUAUUUACAUUCAAAAAAGAAAAAAAAGCGAAAAUAACGUAACUGUUUCAUUGUAGUGGCCAUUACUGUUAAUAUUAGUAUCAUAUUACUAUUAUAUGUAUACAUUCUACUUUUUUUUAUACGUAUUUGCUCUUCAUGUCGAUGAUAAAACAGAACGAACGAAAUUGGGGGAAAAAAAUUAAUAAGAAAUAUUAAAAAUAAUAAUAAUAAUAAUAAUAUUAAACGAAAACAAAAUAAAAAAAAAUGCAAAAAACCAAAAAAAAAAAUAUAAUACGGAAGAAACUUACAUAAUAUGCAAUGCAAAGUUGUAAAACUUUUUAGAGCACUGUAAGAAUCUUAAGAGAAGAAAAAGCGUUACAGAUUCCAAAUGUUACGUCGCUAUUUGAAACGAACCAUCAAUCAAUAUUUCUUAACAAACAAACAAAAAAAGAAAAAAGGAAAGUAAUAAAGCCAACAAACAAACAUAAGUAAAGUAGGCGAGCAGAUCAUUUUCGUCUUUAAGGUACCAGUUAGACUAAAUGUAUUAUUAUUAUAAUAUUAUUGCUAUAUUAGUAUAAUACGACACUAACAUAACGGAUUGUAACAGCGACUAUAUUAUAUUUAUGUAUUUCGAAAACAUCCUUUGUGUUUAAUCACGAUCAUGAACAAUGCUUUAGAGAUCACACUGUAUCUAUAUGUUAAUAUGAAUCAUUCAUGCAAAAUACAAUAACAAAUUUAUAAGGAUCGUAUACGAGGAAAGACUACUAACCUGUCACGCGUAAUGCUCAAUUUUGAUUAAAAAAUGAUUUAGCUUAUUUUUUCAAUUAUUUUUUAAAUUUAUCAACUUGUACAUUUAUUUUCUUCAGUUUUGAUUUUAUACGUGAUUCUUCGUUACAAGCUUCUUUAUGAUAUAAUUGAAGUUGACAUUAAAAUAAAGAGAAGGAGAGACAAACGGACGAACAGAUGGGUAGACAGACAAGUAGAGAAUGCAAAAAUAAUACACUCUACCGCGUUUUCUCUUUAUGUUUUAAUUACGUAUAUCAGGGCAUUCGAAGUAUUUGUAAACGUAGCAUCGGGCAUGUUUAGUGAAGCCUAAUCUAUAAGGAAUUUAUUAAAGAAACAUAACCAAAAAAAACGGAAAAAAGGAACAACAAAAAUUUAAUAAGAAGUUUGUGAACCAAUCGAAUUAACGGCCUUUGGUACGCUAUAAAUACAAAAAAAAAAAAAACCUUAGCCAUUAAUUCAGUGAGUGACUGUGAAACUGUGUUCAUCUUGUUUUUUCUUAAACGAUUAGCUGUAUCAUUAUUGAAAUGCGCUUUUUGAGAAAAGGGUCCGAUCGCACAGUGGGCUAAACAAUUUUUAGCAAUGGUAAAUGGUAUACACCCACACAUAAACAUACGUACACACACUUUUACUACGUUUGUACUUUAUGUACAUACAUACACUUCCUGCUGUGUUGUUAAUUAACUUCAUCAGAAAAGAAAAGUAAGAAAAAAAUCUUAAUUACUGCCGACUACGAGCCCACUUACCCCGGUAUCGAAUUAUUAACAACAACAACAUCAACAACAAUAAUAAUAUCUAUUUUCGUUUCAGUAAUUUAUACUCUGUUGCGAGGUUUGGAAGUGAUCUUUACAAUUUGUACAUGGCUUUACUAUUACAUCUAUAUUAAUUACGA